Molecule: messenger RNA, 1473 nt
Organism: Misgurnus anguillicaudatus (oriental weatherfish)
Lineage: Eukaryota; Metazoa; Chordata; Actinopteri; Cypriniformes; Cobitidae
Gene: hdac11
Product: histone deacetylase 11
Biological process (GO): epigenetic regulation of gene expression
Cellular component (GO): histone deacetylase complex
Molecular function (GO): histone deacetylase activity
Source: RefSeq, a predicted model, not a curated record
GUAGGACCGGGACGCUUGCGUUUACGCGCAGCUGCGCUCAGAGAGAUGGGCGGAACUGUACAAGGAAAACGAUCAAAUGUGUGCAUAACCCUCUUGUCUGUAAACGUUAUUAUCUCUUAGGAAGAUGGUUGAAUGUUUUCUGUUCAUAAUAAACGCAUAGACAACGAAAAUAAUGUCGCCGUAAAAAUAAGAGACUUGUAAGAUGGCUAGCAGCUAGCAUUGAUAUGCUUUGGCCACGAUGUCAACAAAAGACGAUUCAGAAGGAAAGAAGGAGAGUUUUCAUCAAACCGAACUAUAUGCAGAAGUUCCUGCGACAUGCCUGCCUAUUGUCUAUUCUCCAGUGUACAACAUCACCUUCAUGGGUCUGGAAAAGUUGCACCCUUUUGAUGCGGGCAAAUGGGGCAAGGUCAUUCACUUUUUAAAAGAAGAGCAGUUCAUUACCGAUGAGACGAUUGUUCCAGCCCGGGAGGCGAGUGAGGCGGAUCUUCUUGUGGUUCACACGGCACGUUACCUGAACAGACUCAAGUGGUCUCUGGUGGUUGCCACCAUCACAGAAAUCCCACCUGUGUUGUUCCUGCCCAACUUUCUGGUACAGCGCAAAGUUUUAAGGCCACUGCGCACACAAACGGGAGGAACCAUUAUGGCUGGAAAACUGGCAAUGGAAAGAGGAUGGGCGAUAAAUGUGGGUGGAGGAUUUCAUCAUUGCUCCAGCGACAAAGGAGGAGGUUUUUGUGCCUAUGCUGACAUCACACUAGCUAUCAAGUUUCUCUUCGAGAGGGUGGAAGGAGUUGCAAGGGCCACCAUCAUCGAUCUAGACGCCCAUCAGGGAAACGGUCACGAGCGGGAUUUCCUGGAAGACAGACGUGUUUACAUAAUGGAUGUGUAUAAUCGCUACAUUUAUCCAGGAGAUGGAUUUGCAAAGAGGGCGAUUAAACGCAAAGUGGAGUUGGACUGGGGCACAGAAGAUAUGGAGUACCUCCAAAAGGUGGAACUGCACUCGGAAGGCGCUCUGAAUGAGGUACGGCCGGACAUCAUCAUCUACAACGCAGGCACGGACAUCCUUGACGGAGAUUCUCUCGGAGGUCUGGCUAUAUCCCCACAGGGUAUAAUAAAGAGAGAUGAGAUCAUCUUCAGGGCUGCUCGGCAGAGAGGUAUACCCAUCCUUAUGGUGACAUCAGGGGGCUACCAGAAGAAAACCGCGCGGAUUAUCGCUGACUCCAUCCUAAAUCUCCACAGGCAGGGUUUAAUUGGUGGAGAGGCUUUAGAUGGGGCGGGACCUUCACAUGCACCAAUAAUGGUGUCAUCAGGGGCCACAUUUAGUGGCAAUUAAAUUGAUUUUGACUUUUUGUUACCUAAUAAUGACAGAUAGGAGUAAUAUGUGACCCUGGAGCACGAGUAUAUAGCCAACAAUACAGUGUAUGGGUCAAAACGAUAGAUUUUUAUGCCAAAAAUCAUUAAAAUGUUAAAUAAGGA